Messenger RNA from Solanum tuberosum (potato), 570 nucleotides. Its product is annotated as putative disease resistance protein RGA3. The transcript is spliced from 2 exons. The record is from RefSeq and is a predicted model, not a curated record. NCBI's taxonomy places the organism in Eukaryota, Viridiplantae, Streptophyta, Magnoliopsida, Solanales, Solanaceae. The coding region runs from base 69 to 437 and encodes 122 amino acids.
UUACUUUAUAGAUUUAUUGCUAAGUCACAACAAUUCCAGCAAUCUAGAUUAUAGUGAAUUCAACAUAUAUGGCUGAAGCUUUCCUUCAAAUUCUGUUAGACAAUAUGACUUGUUUCAUACAAGGGGAACUUGGAUUGUUUUUUGGUUUUAAGGAUGAGUUUGAAAAUAUUAAAAGCACGUUUACUACUAUCCAAGCUGUGCUUGAAGAUGCUCAGGAGAAGCAACUCAAGGACAAGCAGCUAGAAAAUUGGUUACAGAAACUCAAUGUUGCUGCAUAUGAAGUUGAUGACAUCUUGGAUGAAUGUAAAACUAAGGCAGCAAGACUCAACCAGACUAAAUAUGGAUGUUAUCAUCCAAAGGUUAUCACUUUCCGUCACAAGGUCGGGAAAAGGAUGAAAGAGAUGAUGGAGAAACUAGAUGCAAUUGCUGCAGAAUGAAGUAAGUUUCAUUUGGAGAAAAGGACUAUAUAGAGAGAAGCUUCUAGACGAGAAACAGCAAGUGCAUCAAGCAGCAAUAUCCGCGAAAUAAAUGCAAAAAGUUACACACAUAAGAUGUCCAUUGGUUUUGCUG